CAUGUCAACACACACACAGACAAAUGUCACCCUGCGGUGAAGUUGAGCCAAUAGUACCACCCUGUUUGGUUUCUUCGUCAUGCUCGUGUAUGUGCGGUUUAACUCGAGUCAUGGUUUCCCGCUGGAGGUGGAAGAGGGGGCAAGUGUGGCGGAACUCAUGGAGGCAGUGGGGCGUCUGCGGGGAGCGCAGCCCGAUCAGCUCCGGGUGAUCUUCGCCGGGCGAGAGCUCCAUAGUGACGCCACUCUACAGGCCUGCGAUCUGCCGGAGCAGAGCACGGUGCACGUGGUACUGGCUCCACCCACCGCCACCCGCCGCUCCGAGCUCGUCCUGCAGCGGACGCUGCGUGGCAGCAUGGACGGCCUGACCCGGCUGGACCUCAGCGCCUCCCGCCUGCCCGCAACCUCCAUCGGCCUGGCCGCCGUCCUGGAGGGGGACGCCCCGGCUGCAGAGGACACGCCCACACGAACAGAACUCAAGCCCCACAGCAGUUUCUAUGUGUUCUGUAAAACGGUGUGCAGGGCCAUUCAACCUGGGAAGCUACGCGUCCGCUGCAUAGCCUGCAAGCAAGGAACACUGACGCUCAGCCGGGGGCCGUCGUGCUGGGAUGAUGUUCUCCUGCCAGGCCGGAUCCACGGCGUGUGCCAGGCACAGGGCUGCGACGGUCGCACAGCGGAGUUUUAUCUGAAGUGUGCCGCCCAUCCCACCUGUGAGGAGGACACGUCGGUGGCGCUGGACCUGAUCAUGCCCAAUGUGAGGCGUGUGCCCUGCAUCGCCUGCACUGACGUCCUGAGUCCCGUUCUGGUGUCUCAGUGUGCCCAGCGUCACGUAAUCUGUCUGGACUGUUUCCACCUGUACUGUGUGACCAGACUGGACGAGAGGCAGUUCAUCCACGACCCAGCCGUGGGCUACUCUCUGCCCUGUGCCGCUGGAUGCCCUGACUCUCUCAUUAAAGACGUUCAUCAUUUUCGGGUCCUGGGUGAUGAGCAGUAUGAGCGGUACCAGCGCUAUGCAGCGGAGGAGUGCUUGCUGAAGAUGGGAGGUGUCCUGUGCCCUGCUCCAGGCUGUGGGGCUGGUCUGCUCCCUGAGCAGGACCAGCGGAGGAUCCAGUGUGAGCGGAGGGUCGGCCUGGGCUGCGGGUUUGUGUUCUGCCGGGACUGCAUGGAAGAGUACCACGAGGGCGAGUGCAGGCGAAGGACUGCCAUGCCAGCAGGAGGCGCUCCACAGCAGGGCUACGUGCUGGACGAGGGGGCCGCCCUGCGUGCCCGCUGGGAGCAGGCAUCACUGGAGACCAUAGACGAGACCACCCGCCCUUGUCCCAAGUGCAGGGUCCCUGUGGAGAAGAAUGGCGGCUGCAUGCACAUGGUGUGUCCCCGGGCCCAGUGUAAGUUUGAGUGGUGCUGGCUAUGUCGCAUGGAGUGGAACCGGGAUUGCAUGGGCAACCACUGGUUCGGCUGACACACUCACACUCGCUUGCAUGCCCCCAAGGCACACUUUGACUCAGGGAGAUGGGCAGAGUGUGUGUGGGAGAGACGCACAAUCCCCCAGCAAUUUUGGCAUCUACAGAAGAGCAGAGAUGAAAGAUGUCAUUUAUGCCUACAUAUGUCGGGUUAAUGCUGUAAAUGCUCCUGACAUCCAGGUGCAACCACAACUUUGGUCGGAUAAAAGGUAGCGUACGAAAUGCAAAGUACGUGCAGCGUAACCUAGGUGGCGGAUAUCAUGUGUAUUGUAUGCCAGUUGUUGUGUCUCACAAUCGUAUUAAAAUAUUUCAGUGAAACCCCUUGAAAGUCGCCUUUAAAUUCUCUACUUUGGCUGUCGUCCUGACAUGUCUGAGGUCCUUCUUUUUGUGUACUGUACUACUAUUUUCAUAUGUUGAUUUGUAUGUUCAUCUACCUUUUGAUCUUUCGAAUGCUUGUAUUAUUUUCUGGUAUAGAUUAGUACUGUACUUCAUAAUGAAAGACAAUCAGUAUAAAUAGAACAGGAUCCUCAGAGACAAUGGUUUUGAUGUUUCAUCUUGAUAUCUCCUAAGAGAUGAUGAUUAUUAUGA
This is a messenger RNA of Electrophorus electricus (electric eel), 2045 nucleotides long. It is a transcript of the gene prkn, whose product is annotated as parkin RBR E3 ubiquitin protein ligase. The record is from RefSeq and is a predicted model, not a curated record. Gene Ontology annotation, biological process: protein ubiquitination; ubiquitin-dependent protein catabolic process. Gene Ontology annotation, cellular component: mitochondrion; cytosol. Gene Ontology annotation, molecular function: polyubiquitin modification-dependent protein binding; ubiquitin-protein transferase activity; zinc ion binding. NCBI's taxonomy places the organism in Eukaryota, Metazoa, Chordata, Actinopteri, Gymnotiformes, Gymnotidae.